Messenger RNA from Pieris rapae (cabbage white), 2583 nucleotides. RefSeq names its product lachesin-like. Gene Ontology annotation, cellular component: neuron projection. The record is from RefSeq and is a predicted model, not a curated record. Lineage: Eukaryota; Metazoa; Arthropoda; Insecta; Lepidoptera; Pieridae. Bases 252 to 1427 code for a protein of 391 amino acids. The transcript is spliced from 10 exons.
UCGAGCCGAGUGGUCGUACAGCCUAACGGAAAAUCUUAACGCAAACUUUUCACGGAACACGUGUAUUCUAAAAUCAAAAACGCCGCGUCGCUUAAUCACUUCAUUGCGUGUACGUUGGAACGUUUAAAAUGUGUUUUGUUUUCGCUUCCAGACUUAUUUGGUGAUUUUGUACGUAGUUAGGAACUUUGUAAAAAUGAACAUCUUUCAAAUCGCUUAGUUUGAAUCGUCAUAAUUUGAUUUAAAGUGUAAAUAUGAAUAUUCCAUGUAAUUUGAGUAUAGUGAAGAUUGGGAAUAUGUUAUUAUCUCUACUAGUUCUGGAUUGGCUACUGGCCAGCACGACGGAUGCAACAACACACGAGCCUGGUUUCAGCGGGCCGAUAGAGAACGUGACCGCGCCAUUGGGUCGCGAGGCAGUGCUCGCGUGUGCCGUGCAUAACCUCUCCACGUACAAGGUAGCAUGGCUCCGUGUGGACACACAAACAAUCCUGACAAUUCAUACCCACGUGAUUUCACGAAGUAGGCGAGUGGGUGUGACUCACAGUGACCAUAGAACCUGGUUCCUACACAUCCGGGAGCUUAGAGAGACCGACAGGGGGUGGUAUAUGUGUCAAAUUAAUACAGACCCCAUGAAAAGUCAACUUGGAUAUUUGGAUAUUGUCGUGCCACCUGAUAUAAUGGAUCGCGGAACGAGUACAGAUCAAACAGUUCGAGAAGGAGCUUCGAUAAGUCUGACAUGUGCGGCAUCUGGUUCCCCUCAACCACAGAUAAACUGGCGGAGAGAACAUUCCAAAACUAUCCCUUUGGCUAAUGGCUCGCAAGUGACGACUUUGGAGGGUCCCGUAUUAAAUAUUAGUCGUGUGAGCAGACAGAACGCGGGGCCAUACUUAUGCAUAGCCUCGAACGGAGUGCCGCCCUCUGUAAGCAAAAGAAUAAUGCUCACUGUUGAAUUUCCACCGGUGAUAACAAUACGGAACCAGUUAGUUGGCGCAGCGCUUGGCACUGAUUUAGUACUAGAGUGCGAAACGGAAGCCUUUCCCAAACCCGUCAGCUACUGGAGUCGCGAAGACGGCGAAAUUGUUCCUAUUGGUGGCAGCCUAGAGCCGCAGAGGAUAGCUGGCACCUACCGCUCUAUACUGCGAUUACCUCUAAGAAGAAUCAAGAUAAGUGACUACGGUGCUUAUAAAUGCGUCUCCAAAAAUUCACUGGGAGACACCGAAGGAACCAUAAAAUUAUAUCCAAUGCCUCCACCCGCUUUGGAAAAUAAAAAUGUUAUACAAAGGUUAAACAUCAUGAUGGAUAAGGGAUCGGAAAGUACUCCAUUUGGUACUCAAGAUUUCAGAUUACAAGACUACAACCGAGCCAUCUCCAGGGAUCAGUUUGCGUUCGGCUUUUUGAUCUCAAUACUCCUCAUAGAUAUAAUGCCUUAGAAUUUGUGGCAUAAUAUAAUGUUCUUUGAUGUCGAAAUAACAUGAAUUCUGAAUUAAUUACUUUUAUAACAGAUAGAAUACGAGAUUACGUUCAAACUGUAGAGAAAUAAAAUGAUAUUUUACGGACAAAAUAUUAAAUGUAUGGUAAAAACGAUUAGGAGAUGUAAAAUAAAGUACUUUAACAAAUGAAAAAAAUCUUUGAGGAAUCAAUAGAAUAUUUUAGAAUUUUCUCUUACAUUACUGAGUUCUAAAUCUGUUUAGUAUUUUGCCAAUAUCCACGUAUUUAUUUGUCAUUUGUAAAACAAUUUAUAAUUAUUUGUGAAAUAUGAAAAUAUAACAUUGUCAAGAAGAGAUUUUAAAUUAAUUUAUGAUCGUAACACUGUAAAUAAAUUUGUUUCUUUCAAACGGAGCAAAAAGCCUGCGACAACAUAUCGUAAUUAAUUUAGUAUUUAAUUGUGUAAAAGUAAAUAUAAACUAGUAAUUGUUAUUAUAGUACAAGAUCAUAAAGUAUUAUUAUAGACUGAUAUAUAAAACAAUUGAGUAUUCUAAAAUGUCUAUAGUCAAUUUUUAUUUAGUACCACAGAUUAAAGGAAAAACAAAAAAUAUUCCAAAAAUUGGAUAAUACGAUAAACAUAUAUCUGUGCUUCGUAAAUAGGAUACAAAGCUUCCUUGAGACAAGACAAAGAGUUUACUAAGGGCUAAAUCGUGGAAGUCGUCAGUAACAUCGUAUUACUAUAUCUAUCUAAUAUAUUAUAUAAUUUAGUCUGUGGAGCUAGGCAAAAUGAUCGGUGAUACCAUGCGCUUUAAAGCAGGACUAGUAAGUUAAUUAAAUUAUUUAGGCUUUUUAAAUAAAUGUUCAAAGUCCAGUUUUAAAGCUUAUGGUCACACUACAGUAGGGAUUAGUGCAUAGAAAAGAUGCUAUUUCCGAAGAUGUAAAUAUUUAGCACGUGAAGCUUUUUGCUUUACUUAGAUAAUGUUAUUCAAAGCUUGGUAAAGUUAAGAAAUUAAAUUAAAUUACUUGGUUCAUAUUCUGUUGUGUUUAGUCAGAGUACAGAUACAUUUUUGAGGAUAUUUCAAUAAAGAAAUUUCAAAUAACUAGGACCUGUCAAUUGUAUUGUAAGCGGACCAUUGGGCUGAAAUAAAGAGUUUGCAAAAU